Plodia interpunctella (Indianmeal moth) is the source of this 698-nucleotide messenger RNA. RefSeq lists its product as uncharacterized. The coding region runs from base 121 to 657 and encodes 178 amino acids. Lineage: Eukaryota; Metazoa; Arthropoda; Insecta; Lepidoptera; Pyralidae. The transcript is spliced from 2 exons. The record is from RefSeq and is a predicted model, not a curated record.
UGUGUCAAAAAAAAAAUGCUCAUAUUGAAAAAGACGCAGACAAAAACUUUUCGUUCGAUUCGGUACCUCAACGGUACCUAAAACUUUUCGUCGAAGCAUUUGAAGUGAAUAAAAGUAAAAAUGCGCAACGUAGAAAUAAAAGCUAGAAUAACUGAUUACGAUAAGAUAUGUAAUGUUGCCGAGGACUUGAGCGGAGGACCGGCAACUGUUAUUAUACAAGACGACACUUUCUACCACGUGAAUUCAGGCCGAUUAAAGAUGAGAUUCUAUGGAGACUCGUCGGCGACACUGGUGCGAUAUGACAGAGAAGACACCCCGGAGGCCAAGCAGUCUGAUUAUGAUCUAGUACAGUUUUCAGUCCGUGACUCUGAAAAGGCUAGGGAUUUAGACAACAUCCUAAGGAAAUGUUUGGGGGCUAAGGGACGUGUUGUGAAGGAAAGGAAAUUAUAUAUGGUUGGCCAAACUAGAAUACACAUAGAUGCAGUUCAGGACCUUGGCCACUUCAUGGAAUUAGAAGUUGUCUUGAGACCAGAACAGACUGUUGAAGAAGGACGUGCUAUAGCACGGGAUUUGCAGAUCAAAUUAGGGAUCAAGAAUGAAGACUUGAUUGACUGUGCAUAUGUUGACUUGUUAGGCCAAAAAAUUAAGAGCAAUUAGAUUAAGAAUUCCAUUUUUUAUUAAAUGUUUUUAUUUUUUUA